Molecule: messenger RNA, 336 nt
Organism: Fraxinus pennsylvanica
Lineage: Eukaryota; Viridiplantae; Streptophyta; Magnoliopsida; Lamiales; Oleaceae
Source: the annotation of a GenBank genome assembly
AUGUCGCAUUUCGGAAGAUCUGGGCCGCCGGAUAUCAGAGACACCUUUUCUCUUCUCGUUCUCAACAUCACUUUCCGUACGACUGCUGAUGACUUGUUCCCCCUCUUCGAUAAGUAUGGAAAAGUUGUUGAUGUUUUCAUCCCGAGAGACCGAAGCUGCGAAGUGAUAGUCAAUAUUGUUGUAGAUCGGUUGUUGAUGCACUUCUUGCUCGUAGCUAUAGAAACUGAUGCUCUGCUGGUUUUGAUGAAUGGUUUGGUAGCUGUUUUGUAUCUGGGUGCCGUGGAUGUGCUUUGUUCACAAUUGCCUCUUGUUGGGAUGAAAUUGCAGUGUGACUAA